Messenger RNA from Nymphaea colorata (pocket water lily), 664 nucleotides. Its product is annotated as NADH dehydrogenase [ubiquinone] iron-sulfur protein 4, mitochondrial. The transcript is spliced from 5 exons. Bases 48 to 506 code for a protein of 152 amino acids. NCBI's taxonomy places the organism in Eukaryota, Viridiplantae, Streptophyta, Magnoliopsida, Nymphaeales, Nymphaeaceae. Gene Ontology annotation, biological process: electron transport chain. The record is from RefSeq and is a predicted model, not a curated record.
UCCUUCCCCUGGGAAGGACCCAAGGAGGAAGAGAGGGAGAGAGCGAGAUGGCGAGCGCGCUUCGACGACGCGUCUCGUCUCAAUUUGUUCCUGCGUAUCGGUUGUGGUAUAGAUCCUUCUCAGCCGACUCUUUGGUGGAGUUCAAGCCCGGCGAGGUUGGGAUCGUUUCCGGCAUUCCUGAAGAGCAUCUCCGGAGAAGGGUUGUCAUUUAUUCACCUGCUCGCACUGCCACUCAGCAAGGUUCAGGAAAAGUUGGAAGGUGGAAAAUCAACUUCUUGUCAACGCAAAAGUGGGAGAAUCCUUUGAUGGGAUGGACAUCUACUGGAGAUCCAUAUGCCAACGUUGGGGAUGCAGGAUUUAGUUUCGAUAGUGAAGAAGCUGCUAAAGCAUUUGCUGAGAGACAUGGCUGGGAUUACACGGUAAAGAAGCGCCACACACCGGUUUUGAAGGUGAAGUCUUACGCAGACAACUUCAAGUGGAAAGGACCGGCCAACCCUGAGGACUGAGUGGAGACUUUUAGGUCUUCCGUUUCUGUUGAAUUCAUGAACGUAUUUCAUUUUCUUAUUUGCUGUUUUGUUCUCGUCAUAUUUCUAGUUCUCACUUAGUAUGGCGAACAAGCGAGCUUUCAAAGAACUGGCUGAAUGGAAUAAAAACGUGUUUUAUA